GAGCUGAGUGGGCCUCGGCCCCCUGUGCAUCCUGCCAGGGCCAGGCCAGAGGCGCCCACCUCCUCUUCUGCAGCUGAUCCACAACCAACGAGGCUGCCUCAGCCCCUGCCUCGUCCGCCAGGGCCUACCACGACAGCCUCCCAGCAUGGCUCUUAAGAGAAUCCACAAGGAACUGAACGACCUGGCGCAGGAUCCCCCAGCCCAGUGUUCAGCGGGCCCCGUCGGGGAAGACAUGUUCCACUGGCAAGCUACAAUCAUGGGGCCCAAUGACAGUCCCUACCAGGGCGGGGCCUUUUUCUUGACAAUUGACUUCCCAACAGAGUAUCCCUUCAAACCGCCCAAGGUUGAAUUUACAACAAGAAUUUAUCAUCCAAAUGUUAACAGUAACGGCAGCAUUUGUCUUGAUAUUCUUCGCUCACAGUGGUCUCCAGCACUAACCAUCUCCAAAGUGCUUCUGUCCAUCAGUUCUCUGCUGUGUGACCCCAAUCCAGAUGACCCCCUAGUGCCUGAGAUCGCUCAGAUCUACAAAACAGACAGGGACAAGUACAACAGAACAGCUCGGGAAUGGACGCAGAAGUAUGCCAUGUGACCAAAGAGAUUAUUGGCUAUCCUCUACAAAUAAAGCUAGGGGAACUCUGAAAGUCCUUCUGACUCCCAUCUGACUGCUGUGAGCCCACACCGCACCCGUUUCAUCCCUUCCUGGCGCACCUUUGUUCACCUGAUCCGGUACAGCUGCAAGUUGUCCGCACCAGAAAUACUGUACUGUCCUAGCACAGGAGUGCUCUCGAGGCAUAACCAAGAUGUGAGAUUAAAAGUUUUCCUAACUGA
Messenger RNA from Phodopus roborovskii (desert hamster), 828 nucleotides. Its product is annotated as ubiquitin-conjugating enzyme E2 D2B-like. The record is from RefSeq and is a predicted model, not a curated record. Gene Ontology annotation, biological process: protein K11-linked ubiquitination; ubiquitin-dependent protein catabolic process. Gene Ontology annotation, molecular function: ubiquitin conjugating enzyme activity. Gene Ontology annotation, cellular component: nucleus. NCBI's taxonomy places the organism in Eukaryota, Metazoa, Chordata, Mammalia, Rodentia, Cricetidae.